AUGCCUGUCCAAUCAACGAUUCCAAUUCUUGGAGCACCAGACUAUCGAGAUUGGCUUUCCUUCCAAAACAAUGAUUCGGAACAAGAGAAGAAUCGGCUGUUCAUGCGCGACGUCAUCCCAUGUCUCUCUGACUAUGCCGAAGGCACCAUCUUUACCGCGAUACUCGCGGAACACGAAUGGCUAAAGGAGUUCGUGGACCCAGAUGCGAGCUUUGCCGUUGCUCGCGCAGAAGUCGAGCGUCAUCCAAAUGAGGCCACAAUAAUACUGGCUGAUUUUGUCAAGCAUCUGGCUGGAACAGUCAUCACAGUUGCGUGGCAAGAGAACAUGAAAGACUUUGUUCAGCGUGUUGAAACAAACCCGAGUUCAGGGGUUCCAAUGAAUGACGACGAAGUAACAGAAUGUCGAAAAGCCUUUGAGGAAGCUCUUCCAAAACUUGCUGAUCAUCCUCUUUGGAGGACUUUGAGAGCACGUGUUAGAGACUUUAGUCUUCGCAUUGGUUGUCCGGCUGCUGUUGAUGAUCCUCUGGACUGUAUAAUCUCGAUACGUACUCAUUUGAAUUCCAGAGCUAUAAGGGCCCAAGACCUAUCUUCGAAUGAUAGACUAAAGGGUGGCGAUACGGAAAAAAGAAGCCAUGGAGAUUACACGGUUGCUUGGAUCUGUCCAUUGGAAGUUGAGCAAGUGGCUGCUCUGGAAAUGCUAGACGAGGAGCACGAGCAGCUGCUGCAACCCAGCACUGAUCAGAAUGUCUAUGCUCUAGGCACCAUCGCCGGUCACAACGUUGUAAUUGCUGGGUUGCCGCAAACCGGAAAUAAUUCCGCUGCAACAGUUGUCACUCAGGCCAGGGCGACAUUUCCCAAUCUUCGCUACGGUCUCUUAGUAGGGAUUGGGGGAGGUGUACCAACCAUUACCGACAACGGCAUGAUUCGUCUAGGCGACGUCGUGGUUAGCAAGCCAACAGGCGAGCACUCAGGUGUCGUUCAGUACGACCAUGGAAAAGCAGAGGAGGGUUUCUUCCAAAGAACUGGUGCGUUGGCGCCUCCUCCAAGAUUGCUUCUCGGUGCGGCUCAGGUCCUUGCUGCUCAACGGGCGAGAUCACGAGUAGACCCGGUUACAGAGAACAUCGAGCGCAUUGAUACUACUAUUCGGGGUCUCCGGAAGUACAGGUACCCUGGACUUUCUGAGGAUCGCCUCUAUCGGCCGGACUACCCACACAGAGAGCCUAGACUUUCGUGCCAGCAUGGCGGCUGUGAUCCCACCAAUCUUGUACAGCGCGUCAGCGUGGAAGAAGAUGAAGGCGGUCCAACUGUCGUUGUCCAUCGUGGCACAAUCGCUUCUGGUGAGCUGGUAAUUAAAGACGGCAAUUUGAGGGACGAUCUUGCCGAGAGAUAUAAUGUCUUAUGCUUCGAGACUGAAGCUGCAGGAGUGUUGACAAACUUCCCUUGCAUGGUGAUUCGUGGUAUCUCGGAUUAUUCCGACUCGCACAAGAACGACAUAUGGCAUGGAUAUGCGGCUGCGGCUGCGGCUGCUUACGCAAGGGCUCUUUUCUUUCACAUGCCUAUGAACUAG
Messenger RNA from Fusarium odoratissimum NRRL 54006, 1566 nucleotides. RefSeq lists its product as uncharacterized. The transcript is spliced from 2 exons. Gene Ontology annotation, molecular function: catalytic activity. Gene Ontology annotation, biological process: nucleoside metabolic process. The coding region runs from base 1 to 1566 and encodes 521 amino acids. Lineage: Eukaryota; Fungi; Ascomycota; Sordariomycetes; Hypocreales; Nectriaceae. The record is from RefSeq and is a predicted model, not a curated record.